Messenger RNA from Calidris pugnax (ruff), 1085 nucleotides. RefSeq names its product S100 calcium binding protein Z (gene S100Z). Gene Ontology annotation, cellular component: cytoplasm. NCBI's taxonomy places the organism in Eukaryota, Metazoa, Chordata, Aves, Charadriiformes, Scolopacidae. The record is from RefSeq and is a predicted model, not a curated record. Bases 133 to 693 code for a protein of 186 amino acids. The transcript has 5 exons. Gene Ontology annotation, molecular function: calcium ion binding.
UCAGGUGAAACCGGUCAGGCGUGCGGGACAGGCGGCGGUGACCGGGAGGAUGGCUGGGCGCCGCGGGCUGUGCCUCCUGCUGCUGCUGCUGCUCUGCGGGCUGCUACGGGCCGCCGCUCCCGCAGUGUCCACAUGAAGUUUGCCAGCAUGGAAAUGUUGCUUCACCUGCAAAUGUCUGGUUGUAACUUACUGCACGUUUACCAUAAUCAUUGUAGCUACAAAACCUGCUGGCGAGGAUGGCGACUCAAGCUGCUUCUCAAGAGUGGACUCAACCUGGUAAACAAGAGCCUGUGCAUGAGGUUUGAAAGGAAGGUGACCAUCACCUCCUGUGAUCUGGAUAUUUUCUUGCAUACACCUCAGCUACCCUGUAAAGCAGCUCUCCCACUCACAGCUAUGUCCACACCACUGGAAGACGCCAUGGACACCUUGAUCAGGAUUUUCCAUCACUAUUCUGGCAAAGAAGGAGACAGAUACAAGCUCAGUAAAGGAGAACUCAAGGAGCUCCUCACCAGCGAGCUCACUGACUUCCUCUCAGGCCAAAAGGACCCCCUUCUGGUUGAUAAGAUUAUGAAAGAUCUGGACUCCAAUAAAGACAAUGAAGUGGAUUUUAAUGAAUUUGUCAUUCUGGUUGCUGCUUUGACUGUAGCAUGUAAUGAUUACUUCGAAGAACAGCUGAAGAAAGAGGAAUUUUAAAAACACUCAAUACAAUCAAUUUCCUGGCCACAAAUGUGAGCAAAGCACAUGUAGCUAGGUAGCUCUCAUCAGCGUUUAGUGAAUGCAAACCAUCGUGCUUCCAACUGUUACUGCUGUCAGACACUUGUAGACCAGAUCAGCAGCUGGUGUAAGCUGGACCAAAGCCAGUCUACACUACUUGAGAUCUGGCUUUUAAUAUUUUCAGUCCUUGCGCUGUGUGCAUCUGUAACAUGCAUUCAUCAGUUGCCCAGGUCAAGGGUUCGGGCUGACAGAUCGUUUGGCAGGACUUGAGACUUUUAUUUCUUAAAUGUCAGUGGCAAGUAAAAGGAACAGGAAUGUUACUUAUGUGCUCUCUGAAUUGGCAAAUCUGGAAUAAAAUGUAAAACUUGCAA